Molecule: messenger RNA, 2792 nt
Organism: Aplysia californica (California sea hare)
Lineage: Eukaryota; Metazoa; Mollusca; Gastropoda; Aplysiida; Aplysiidae
Product: mucolipin-3
Cellular component (GO): plasma membrane; lysosomal membrane
Molecular function (GO): NAADP-sensitive calcium-release channel activity
Source: RefSeq, a predicted model, not a curated record
CUAUAAACAAGCGCAUCACUCCACUGGGUCCUACCCUGACCUACCAGUACACACAUCGUUUUCUUUCAUAUUAGUAGGGCGUCAAUUUGUCGAGUUUUGUGAUGGGUGUUGUUGUGAAGUGAGAGAGUUGAAUAAUAAAGGGUACUGUCUCACAAAUUCAAAUGUUUAUAUGGACUUAUGGUCUGUGUUUAUAACCUGAUGCAAACGUCUCAUCAUUAUAUUGCUCGGCCACGUAGCCGGAGCCCAAGUCCAGUGUCCUUUCAACGCGAUUCAGAUGCCGGCCAGAAGAGGCGGACGAGGAGUGGUCACUCGGGCAGUGUGGGAGCCAGUGAUGGCCUACUUCAUGUACAAGGCCCCACCCUCCUAGUGGGGGACGAGGGUGAGGAGAACUAUGGGUCUCGUGACGGUGCGCGGAUCAACGAGUUGUUGCAUCACAGUCAGCCGGUGGAUGCUUUGGUCACCGUUCGAGGAGACUCGCCUGAUAUCCCGGCAGUGUCAGUUAAAGAGCUGUUGGAUCGGUCGUCAAAUCCAAAGAGGAGACACUCGUCUGGAGAAAUGGACGAGCUGGCGGGAGCUGUGCGCAACUACGGCAGCAUCAACCCCGGCGAGCGCGGGCAGACGGACGGGAGCUCCAACACGGACCGCUCGGACGCGGAACACAACGGACAUGUGCCCACGAGGAGCGCGUCGGAGAGCGGCAGACCACGCCGCCUGAGUAGGCAGAAAUCCUACUACACACCCGCCAUGGUCGACGAACUGCGCAAGCGCAACAGGCUGUACUUCCUGGACCCAAUCACCAAGCUCAAACACUUCCACGGGUUUCCAUGGAAACUGACGCUACAGAUUAUCAAGGUUCUAAUGCUCACUACUCAGUACUACACUAUGCCAAACUCUUCUCUGGCCUCAAUGCACCUAUACCAAGACAAUGUCACAGGGGAGGUAAAACCGAUUGAACUCUGUUUCCGCGCCAACAAGUACGUCGAGUUUGACAACGGUACCUACAUUGUCUCUGCUGAUGUGCUACACAACUGCACAUUUAUACGACCUUACGGGCCUAUAGAGAACCGGACAUAUGACAUACAGAAAUACUUAAAGGAACAUAACUUCUCCCUGCCAUACGAUCGAGUGUUAGAAAUCAGCCUGGGCUUCAAAAUUCGGACUUUUCAUCUAAACCUUUUAGAGACUCAUUAUGGACCGACGUGCUACAAUGUGGAAGUGGAAAUCUUGUACGAGAACAAAGCGCGCAGUGGGCAGUUGCUGGUGGACCUACAGACAACACGCACUGAGGUCACGUGUUUUGGCAAGAUCAUGUCACCAGAAGCAGAAGAUGAGAUGGAGUCACUGAAGAUGAAGUACAUAGCUUUUGACGCAGCCGUCAUAGCCACCUGCUGCCUGUCCACGAUUUUGUGUAGCCGAUCUCUGAAACGCAGCAACAAACUCAGAAUGGACACGGCCAAGUACUUCCGUCUCCAGCGGGGGCGUCCGCUCAGCUUUUCCAACCACCUGGAGUUCAUCAACAUGUGGUACAUCAUCAUCAUCAUCAACGACAUCUUCACCUGCAUCGGCUCUGCACUCAAGAUGCAACUGGAGAGUAGGUCUUUCAGCAUCUCCUCGGAGAACUACGAGAUCUGCAGCAUGGUGAUAGGCCUGGGCAUCUUCCUUUCCUAUGUCGGCAUCCUGCGAUACCUUGGCUUCUUCAAAUCGUACAAUGUGUUGAUGCUGACCCUGAAGACGUCCUUUCCGCAUGUGUUACGGUUCCUGGUGUGUGCAGUCUGUUUGUACAUGGGUUUCCUGUUCUGUGGAUGGGUUGUCUUCUCACCCUUCCACAUCAAGUUCCGGAAGUUGAGCACGGCGUCAGAGUGCUUGUUCUCUCUGGUCAACGGUGAUGAUAUGUUCGUCACCUUCUCUGCCCUGACAAACAAUAGCAACUCCAUCUUCUACUUCCACCGGGCGUACCUCUACAUCUUCAUCUCCCUCUUCAUCUAUGUGGUGCUCAGUGUUUUCAUCGCCGUCAUCAUGGAUAAUUAUGAAAAUUUGAAGCAUUACUACGAAAAAGGCUUCCCAGAGACAGAAAUUCAGAAGUUCAUGAAAGAGAACGGUGAAAUGCCGGUGUCCGAGCUCUUCAACCAUGUUCGGCGUGAUGGCACGUGGCAAAGCUGGUUCUUCUGUUUCUUCCCGUGUCUGGCAUGUUUACGCAGUGAGCCCUCUAUGAGAAAGAUGAGUCAAGACCGGCGUGAGCUGCUGGCCACAAUCUGAUCAGUGGUCAGCGGGACUGGUGUGGAGUUCCUCCUGUGUGUUGCAACCAGUGUCUGAUAACAUUGAAGAGAGCUGAAUGGAUUAGUUAAGAGUGUUUGAUUGCCUCCUGUAUUCCGUGGGCAGGUGAUUCAACAGCGCUGGAACUUGCUCAUUUAUCUCUUGAUAGUGGAAGGACUUAACAGUAUUUGUGGAGUAUUUGAUCUGUUGGACUCUUUGCUGCAGAAUGAUAUGUGGUUUGACAGCUUAUCUUAUGAAGAGAUCAAUUUAUGCCUGUCAAGAAUUUUACUGUUGUCUGGCUGUUAAUUACUUUAAGGAAUGUUAUUGCCACAGGCAGUUUUGUUCCAGCUGAGCAGCUUCACAAACUUACAAUGAAAGGAGUCCCAGAAUAUUUAUCAUUGGUCUGUUGUCAUAUAACAGACAUUCAUUUGAGAUGCCAGCAACUUUAGCUAACCAUUUCUGAUAUAUAUAAGGUAUACUUCAGAUGCUUUGCUUUGUAUGGAAGGCUUUGGUGUAAAGUUGUUUUUAUUUAAAUGAUA